CGGUUUGGUUGCGGCGCCUGCCCAGCAGGGCAUUUCCGCUCCGCGGCCGGCGCGCUCCCGGUGAUCCUCUUGACCCGGUGCAGAGGCCAAAGAGGACAGAAGAUGGUGACAGAUUCCCUGGAGCUGGAGGCACUGACAGUUAUAAGAAGCAGGCCGACUCUGGUGCUGGGAACCAAACUCAGGUCCUGUGGAAGAACAGGACAAGUUGCUUCCUGAAGGAUCCGUGUGUACUGUUCAAAACACAAUCAGAAAAGCGUCCACAGCUAGAUGGCCCACAUCUUCGUGUAUGGCACCCUGAAACGAGGCCAGCCCAACCACAAAGUCAUGCUGGACCAGUCACAUGGCUCAGCAGCCUUCCAAGGCCAGGGCUGCACAGUUGAGUCCUUCCCACUGGUGAUCGCCGGUGAACACAACAUACCAUGGCUGCUUCACCUGCCAGGCAAGGGCCACUGUGUGGCAGGUGAGAUCUACAAGGUAGAUGAACAGAUGUUGCGCUUCCUGGAUGACUUCGAAGGCUGCCCCAACAUGUACCAGCGCAUAGCCCUGCAGGUGCGGGUGCUUGAGUGGGAGGGUGCUGGUGGCCCUGGGGACAGCCUCCAGUGCUUUGUGUACAGUACGGCCACCUACGCACCUGAGUGGCUACAUCUCCCCUACCAUAAAAGCUAUGAUUCUGAGGGCCCACAUGGGCUACGCUACAACCCUCGGGAAAACAGGUGAGGGGCUAGUGCCUCGGAUGCUAACAGGAUGGAAGGAGCCCACUGGCUGCCUGGCAUAAGCAGAGCUUUCCUGGCUUAACAUCUGUCUAUAGAACAUGUUGACAAAAGGUCUCUGACACAAAUUUUGCAAAUACUCUGGUGUUACUUACUAUUGCUUGCUAUUCAAGUUGCUCCUGAGUUUGUAGGUACUAGAUGAGAAACACUCUGGGCUGCAGUCCCUAAAUGUCAGUUACAGAGCAUCCAGUCCUCCUUUUUUUAAUUUGCUUUGCUCUAACCUUAAGUCGGCAUCUUCUGUGACUAAAGACCUGGUUGCAGUUAGAUCUCAGAAGCCAAAUGUAUUGAUUCCCACAUAUGAAAUCUAGAAAGAAGUGGGGGCUGGGCUGGGGUGGGGUGGGGUGGG
Messenger RNA from Onychomys torridus (southern grasshopper mouse), 1116 nucleotides. It is a transcript of the gene Ggact, whose product is annotated as gamma-glutamylamine cyclotransferase. The transcript is spliced from 4 exons. Gene Ontology annotation, molecular function: gamma-glutamylaminecyclotransferase activity. Bases 268 to 717 code for a protein of 149 amino acids. The record is from RefSeq and is a predicted model, not a curated record. Lineage: Eukaryota; Metazoa; Chordata; Mammalia; Rodentia; Cricetidae.